Molecule: messenger RNA, 1420 nt
Organism: Solea senegalensis (Senegalese sole)
Lineage: Eukaryota; Metazoa; Chordata; Actinopteri; Pleuronectiformes; Soleidae
Gene: ankrd16
Product: ankyrin repeat domain 16
Exons: 7
Coding region: 168-1286 (372 amino acids)
Molecular function (GO): protein binding
Source: RefSeq, a predicted model, not a curated record
UAGUUUUUUUCCCCUGCUACUCGGUGUGAAAUUAACAUGAAAACACAUCUUAGCAGCUCAGGAACCACUUUGUCGAACUAACUAACCAUCAAAUUAACAAACUAUGAGGGUUCACUCUAUGCUGUAGGUGAAGAUAGUUGCAGCCUGUUAACCUCCGCCCGGCCAUCAUGGACGCUAACACGCAGAGAGUGUUGGUGAAGCUCGUUCAGGACGGCCACUUGAGCUCUCUGGAGGAACUCAUGACAGUAGGUGGCGGCUCGACGACUCCUCAGACUGUGAAGAGUCAACACUUCGGCCGCUCUGGAGACACCUUGUUGCACUACGCUGCCAGAAACGGACACUUGGAUAUGGUAGAGUAUCUGGUGCAGCGUGUAGGCACGGACGUGGAGGUGUGCAACAACGACUACAAGAGACCUCUGCACGAAGCUGCGUCCAUGGGUCACCUAGCAUGUGUUAGCUAUCUACUCCAGAAAGGAGCUAAAGUAGACACUCUGAAGAAAGCUGAUUGGACUCCUCUGAUGAUGGCCUGCACUCGGAGGAACCUUGAUGUGAUCCAGGAGCUGCUGUGUCACGGAGCCGACCCUGCGCUCAGAAACAAGGACGGUUGGAACUCGUUCCACAUCGCAUGCAGGGAGGGGGAUCCUCUGGUCGUGACGCACCUCCUUCUUUUUGCUCCGGAUGUCUGGAGCACUGAGAGCAAGACGCGCAGGACACCGCUGCACACUGCAGCGAUGCAUGGUUGUGAGGAGGUCGUAAGGAUCUUGCUGGAGAGCUGUGGCUACAGGCCAGACAGCACAGACAGCUGUGGAGUCACUCCUCUGAUGGACGCCGUCAGGAAUGGUCACAUCUCUGUGGCCAGGCUGCUUUUAGAAAACCACCAGGCGUCUCCGACAGCAGCUGACAAACUCGGGGCUCUGCUGGUGCACCAAGUUGCCGUCACUGGCCAGGUGGAGGCGCUGCGCUUCCUGGUGCAGGACCUCAGUGUAGAUGUGAACCAGAGAGCGACUGACAUCCAGCUCACUGCCCUGCAUUACGCUGCAAAGGAAGGCCCUGUGUCCACUAUUAGAACACUGCUGGAGUUAGGAGCUGAUCUUCAUGCUCGGGACAAAAAAGGAAGAAGUGCUCUUCACAUGGCCUGCAUUGGGCAGCACGCAGAAGCAGCCAAGGUCCUUCUGCAGCUCGGACUCGUAGAUUCAGAGGACGCGUCUGGCACAGCCGCACGGCAGCUCGCCAGGAAGCCGGAUGUGAUGCGAGUAUUUCAACGCGGCUUUGAGGACGCAACAUAAAAGAUGCUAUCAUGAUACAUACAUAGAGUGUGUCUGCAGUCGUUUCAGUUUAUUUAAAUAAGGAAAAUAACCUCAAGUCUAUCAGUUUUUGUUGGUUACAUUAAAAACGUGGUUGCAACUAGCAGUUAUAUUAA